AUGUCCGGACAUGGCACUUGUAAUAACUCAUGCAUGAAUUAUCUGAUCUGGAAAUGGCCUAUCCUAUCUGUCGACGAACGGACCCGCAUGCCUACGUGCCCUUACCUUUGGCCAAAUGGCCAAGGAGAUGUUGCCAAAUUUUUGGAGGGCGAAGAGAACGGCACGAAGUGGGGACGGCAACAUGGAAGAAUCUACCGCAUAUGGAGUGGAAUGGCACCGGAAAUUGUCUUGACCGAUCCUGUGGACAUCAAAGCAGUCUUUGCAGACUCAGACAAGCAUUCCAAGGCCACCAAUAACAAUUCCGGAUGGCUCAUGGGAGAGCUGUUAGGUAAAUGCGUCGGUCUCAUCGGCGGAGCGGAAUGGCAGAGAGUGCGCGGAAUCACUGCUGCUCGAUUCUCGCACAAAGACGCGGCAUCAUACAUUCCGCGAAUCAUCGAAAUUACGGAGAAACACUUCCAGGACCUGCACCGAAGCGGACGCCUAAGUGAAAAGCGCCUUCAUCCAGUCCAGGAUCUGAAGUUCCUUCCUUUUUGGGUCGUGGCCGAUAUCUUGUAUGGCAAGCUCACCUCCGAAAUGGUGAAGGAGCUCGAAGAUCUGAUCCGUCUCCGUGAAGCACUGUGGGACCGUAUGAUCCAAGGUGGAGCGACACGCUUCUCUUGGACGAAAUAUUUGCCGGUCAAAGUAAAUCGGAACCUUCACGAGUUCAAGAGAAGAUGGGCGACUUUCAACCAGACAGCACGCGAUGCUUGCCUACUGGCGUGUGAAAAGACACCAGUGGUGGAAAUGUACGAUGCGAUCGAGCAGGGCCGACUGAGCACAGACGAGCUGCUACAAACCCUGGACGAGAUGAUCUUUGCGAAUCUGGAUGUUACCGUGGGCGGCAUCUCCUGGAACUUACUUUUCCUUGCGGACAACCUGGAGGUUCAAGCUCAAUUGCGCGAAGAAGUCCUUUCCAAGGCUGGAUCCGGGGGUACUCAAACCGUCCAGUACCUGCUCAGCUCAUCCACGUUCCUCGCAGCUUCGAUACUAGAGUCCGCGCGUCUUCGACCCCUCGCACCAUUUUCCGUUGCUCAAUCCGCCCCUACUACGCGAUGCAUCGCAGGCUUCGUGGUCCCGCCGGGCACUAACUUCAUCGUCGACACGUAUCGGCUCAAUGUGAAGAACGCUGUCUGGGGCGAUGAUAGAGAAAUCUACAAGCCUACAAGGUUUCUUGGCCAAAAUCGAUCUGAUUUGCGAUAUCAUUAUUGGAGGUUCGGGUUUGGGCCCCGCCAGUGCAUUGGGAAGUACGUUGCGGACCUUAUAAUACGAAUUCUGCUCGUACAUCUGCUUAAGCACUAUCGCCUCAGCUUUGAUGAGAGCACCGUCUGGGUGAAGCAUCCAACGACAUGGAUCACGCAUCCGGACACUGUCAUCAGAUGCGAGAAGAUCGGAAAGGAGACCUAGCCAACCUAACCCGUUGGCGUUUGCGGAAUGGCUGGGAUUGAAUAGUCUAUAGGCAAUUCGUAUGAGAUGUUAAAG
Molecule: messenger RNA, 1518 nt
Organism: Trematosphaeria pertusa
Lineage: Eukaryota; Fungi; Ascomycota; Dothideomycetes; Pleosporales; Trematosphaeriaceae
Product: cytochrome P450
Exons: 3
Coding region: 1-1443 (480 amino acids)
Molecular function (GO): oxidoreductase activity, acting on paired donors, with incorporation or reduction of molecular oxygen; heme binding; iron ion binding
Source: RefSeq, a predicted model, not a curated record